UCUCUUUCUUAGAAAAUCACCAUCACAUAAUAAUGGCAGAUACUUGCAUUCAAAACAUUAAGCUCAUAGGUGCGGCAUCCUUGGGUCUCGCCACCGGUGUUCUUGCCUUCAACGCUAAUCGCUCUAUCCCAUCUAUCUUGACCACCAUUGCCAACACCUCUGCAGACAAGACUGCCGCGGAAUCUGCGUACAUAAAGAAAUCCCUUGACUGUUUGAUCAACACCUCGCGUGCGACGCUUGCGGUGGUCGGUUCAGCGGCUGGUUACGCCUUGGUCACCGCCUUCCGCUACUCUCCAGUUUCCAAAAGACACCCAUACUUGCUCUACUCCGCCGUCGGAGUCCCAUUAUCCUGGAUUGUCUACUUCUUCUACGACAACAGGGGCUUUGGCGCCGAAAGAAACAUCUCUGCAGUUCUUAAAGACCAGGAGGUCAAGUCCAAGGCGUUCCCGCCGUUGACCAAAACGACCCCGGCCGAAAAAAUUGAAUCGGAAGAAGUCUCUCCAUUGGACAACUCUGUUUACAAUGACCUUGGCGUCGAGUCUGCCUCCUUGGAGCUCGAGUCAAUCGCAUCUUCCACCACCGCCUCGCCGGCCACAGAUGUACCGGUAGAGGAUGACGACAAUAACAUUGAGUUCGAGAUCGAUCAGUCGUUAUUGAAGAAUGUUGUCACCCUUAAUUUGAACAAGUUACAGUGUGGUUAUAACGCUGUCGCAUCUGUCUUGGGUGUUUCAUUUGCCCUCGCCAGUGUAGGUGUCUUUGGCGAGUACUACUUUUAAACCGAGAGUGGAGUUUUGUUUUCACUGGAUAUAAUAACUUUAACGUAAUAUGGUAUACUUUAAUACACUACAAUAUGACCCAACGGUUGUACAUCGGAG
Messenger RNA from Babjeviella inositovora NRRL Y-12698, 875 nucleotides. RefSeq lists its product as uncharacterized. Gene Ontology annotation, biological process: autophagy of mitochondrion. Gene Ontology annotation, cellular component: mitochondrion. The coding region runs from base 33 to 776 and encodes 247 amino acids. NCBI's taxonomy places the organism in Eukaryota, Fungi, Ascomycota, Pichiomycetes, Serinales. The transcript has a single exon. The record is from RefSeq and is a predicted model, not a curated record.